UGCGCCGUGCGGCGACACUAGACAUGAGCGUUCCGCGUGCAAAUUUAAGGAUUACGUGUGCGACACGUGUUCACGGUGUCGGUCAUUUACGGCGUGUGUGUCCCGAAAAGGAGGGGCACAGAGCUAGGGCAAGACCUGGAGCGACAAAGAAAUGGGGAACCAGUCAGGAGUACGCAAGUGGCUCGGGAGGCCGCGGCUAUAACGAGAGGGCAUGGACCGGCCGGGGAGGCAGCACGGCCGGCAGGAGGCGGCGAGGCGCGCGCUCGGGCGCGGCGCCCGCGCACCAGCACUGCAUCCGGGAGCACCCCGGGCCGGCCGAGGAGGCGAGCUGGCGGGGCGACGGCGGCGAGGGCGCGGGCCCUAGCCGACGCACGGACAGCGACGACGAAUGGCCGAUAUAUCAAAUGGGACUGAGUCAAUAUCCACCGGUUUAAAGAUGUGUUCGACGGAACCCUGGGUUGCUUCACCGGCGGCCGGGCCACGCUGCAGCUGCGCGAGGGGGCGGUGCCUGUGUAUUGCCGGGCGCGACCUUUGCCCUACGCGCUACGUCAGCGCGUGGACGCCGAAUUGGACGCCAUGCUGGCGUCGGGCGUCAUCACACCGGUCGACCACUCGGACUGGGCGACACCGCUGGUGGUGGCGCACAAAGCGGACGGCGCCAUCAGACUGUGUGCGGACUACAAGGUUACGCUAAACAAGGUACUAAUGGUAGACAGAUAUCCCGUGCCCAGGAUUGAUGACCUGUUAAGUAAUAUUAGUGGCUACAAAUAUUUUUCCAAGCUUGAUCUAUCACAGGCCUAUAACCAGAUUCUUUUGGAUGAUACGGCAAGAUAUACGGUGGUCAACACACAUAGAGGUUUAUUUCAAUAUAACCGUCUCGUUUAUGGUUUGUCCUCGAGUCCCGGCAUAUUUCAAAGGAUCAUGUUAAAUUUGUUCAAAAAUAUGCCCCAUGUUAUUGUCUUUCUUGACGAUAUAUUGAUCACUAGUAAAACGAUACAAGAACAUAAUCAACAUAUACAGGAGUUCUUGCACAUAUUGCAAGGUAACGGGUUAAAAGUAAGAAAAGAUAAAUGCGAGUUUUUUGUAGAUGAGGCUAAAUAUUUAGGGUUUAUUAUAAACAAAGACGGCGUGAGGGUUGACACGGAUAAGGUGGCACCGAUUAUUAAAAUGUCGCCUCCCACCAAUGUUUCCGAGGUCAUUCUUGGGUAUGGUUAACUUUUACGGGAAAUUUAUUAAGCAUUUGAGCGAUAUUCUGGCUCCUCUUUACGACUUACUUCGGAAAGGUAAACAUUGGGUGUGGGGUGGCAGGCAGAAUGACAGUUUUAUCAAAGUUAAGAAGGCGUUGUGCAG
Cydia splendana is the source of this 1350-nucleotide messenger RNA. RefSeq lists its product as uncharacterized. The coding region runs from base 24 to 434 and encodes 136 amino acids. The transcript has 2 exons. The record is from RefSeq and is a predicted model, not a curated record. NCBI's taxonomy places the organism in Eukaryota, Metazoa, Arthropoda, Insecta, Lepidoptera, Tortricidae.